This is a messenger RNA of Physeter macrocephalus (sperm whale), 4574 nucleotides long. RefSeq names its product V-set and immunoglobulin domain-containing protein 10. Gene Ontology annotation, cellular component: cell-cell junction; plasma membrane. The transcript has 5 exons. The record is from RefSeq and is a predicted model, not a curated record. NCBI's taxonomy places the organism in Eukaryota, Metazoa, Chordata, Mammalia, Artiodactyla, Physeteridae. Gene Ontology annotation, biological process: cell-cell adhesion. Bases 1202 to 1834 code for a protein of 210 amino acids. Gene Ontology annotation, molecular function: cell adhesion molecule binding.
CUUCUCUUGCAAGGCAUACAAGUAGAUCGCCAAAGUAGACCUCAUAGCUCCCUGUGUCCCACUUAAAUCAGACCCCAAGGCCACAGGGACGCCACAUUCUGAGUUUUCUAGGACAGACCUAUGCUAGACAGAAGAAUGGCCCCCAGAAGAUGUCCACAUCCUAAUCCCCAGAACCUGUGAUAAUGUUACCUUCCAUGGUAGAGGGACUUUGCAUCUGUGAUUAAGGAUUUUGAGAUGGGGAGAGUGUCCUGGGUUAUCUGGGUGGGCCCAGUGUGAUCCCAAGGGUCCUUAUAAGAGGGAGGCAGGAGGGUCACAUGCAGUAGUGAGAAGUGAUGACAGAUGCAAGAGGUAGGAGUAAUUCAGGGAAGGGAAUACGAGCCAAGGAAUGUAGGUGGCUCCUUUCUAGAAGCUGAGAAAACCAGGAAAUGGAUUCUCACCUAGACCCCCCAGAAGCGACCAGCUCUGCCAACACCUUGAUUUUAGUUCUGUAAGAUUAUUUCGGACUUCUGACCUCCAGAACUAUAAAAGGAUAAAUGUGUGUUGUUUUAACUGCUAAGUUUGUGCAAUUUGUUACAGCAGCAACAGGAAACUAAUACAGCUGCCUUCUGUCCCCUGGAACACCCUUGUCAGGCUGUGUGCCCAUGUCUUAUCUGAUCAGUAUGGUUAUUAUACAUAGAAGCUUACAGCAUAAGAAGUAAGGAGAUGUGGACCACAAAAGCGUGACUCCUUGGGUUCCAUUCUUAUAUAGAGUGACCAACUCAUCUUGGUUUGCCCGGGACUUCACCAGUUUUAGCACUGAAAGCCCCCAGGUCCUGGGAACCCCCUCAGCCUUGUGCAAACCAGGACAUUUGUUCCCCCUAAAUCCUAGCUGCUCACUUAUUUAGUCAUGUGACUUUGAGCAAGUUACUUAACUUUCUCUGUGCCACAGUUUCCCCAUCUGCAAAAUGGGGGUAACAAGAUUGUUGUGAGAAUUAUUAAUUGGGUUAAUAAGUAGAAUGUUGCCUAGCCCAUUGAAUGUUCAACAAAUAUUAGCUUUUAUUAUUAUAUGAGACCAGGUGCGGUACAGAAGUUCCUGGAGUUGCUUUGUUUGGAAGAAGUAAUAUUCUUGAAAUUCUCAGACCACCGACUGAAUCUCCUUCAACGUUUGUCUUUCUUUACCUUCUUCUGAUGGUCAGGGAGCCCCUCGCUUCUCUCUGAGCCCAUGAAGACUUGUUUCGUGGGAGGCAAUGUGACGCUCACCUGCGAAGUGUCUGGAGCCUACCCCCCCGCCAAGAUCCUGUGGCUGAACAACCUCACCCAGCCGGAGGUCGUCAUCCAGCCCAGCGGCCACCACCUCAUCACCCAGAGUGGCCAGAGCUCCACCCUCACCAUCCGCAACUGCUCCCAGGACCGGGACGAGGGCUACUAUGUCUGCCGGGCUGAGAACCCCGUGGGGGUGAGGGAGGUGGACAUCUGGUUGAGCGUGAAAGAGCCUGUAAACAUCGGGGCAGUUGUGGGCACCAUCGUGAGCCUCCUUCUGCUGGGACUGGCCGUUAUCUCCGGGCUUCUGUUGUACUACAGCCCUGUGUUCUGCUGGAAAGUAGGAAGCACUUUCAGGAGGCAAGACAUGGGUGAUGUCAUGGUUUUGGUGGAUUCAGAAGAGGAAGAGGUGGAGGAGGAGGAAGAUGCUGCAGAAGAGGAAGAGGAGGAAGCAAGUGAGACGUACGAGUCUCCAAAAGAAGUAACCAAGUACGGCCACAUCCACAGAGUGACCGCACUGGUGAAUGGGAAUGUGGACCGGAUGGCCAAUGGACUCCAGGCUCUGCAGGAUGACAGCAUUGGGCAGCAGAGGUGACAUUAUUCACGAAGAAGACAGGCCAGUUUGAAGAAGACAACUGUCCUUUGUUAUCCUGUCUCAAAAGCUUGGAAAGCUACGUCGAAGAUGAGUUUUAUAUUCUGCUUCACUUGACUGGCAUCCCUGCCUGAGGGCUGAAAACGGUUUGUGGCUCUCAGCAAAAAAAGGAAAACACACACACACAUCUUUCCUUCCCUUUUUUUUCUUUUGUCUAAAUUGGUUUGAUUUACUGUAAGUUUUCUCAACAAUGUUGAAAAGCUUUGGAACGGGCAGUGUGUGGGGGGGAAAGCUGCAUUUGGUAUCUGAGGUGCCCCUGUCGCUGUGCCCCUGGCCUUCUCCAGGUUGACUGGUGCUGAGAUGGGGGAGGCACUUGGCCUCGGCGCCCUUUGUCACUGUUAAAGGUCUGUAACCAGCUCGCCCCGGCACACAAGGGAAUAGUGUGGGGUGAUAAGGACACUUCCUUUUUCACUGCUCAGGUGAGCUGAGGAACCAGGCACAUCAGCUCUCUGGAAAAGGUGAGGGGGGGUCAGCUACUGAUGCUAAUCAGAGGGCGGCACUUUGCUUCGGGUUGUGAGUCGGAAACACCUGGUCUCGCAUCUGGACUCUGCUCCUUACCUGCUUCAUGGGCUUGGGCAGGUAGCUUUACCUCUUCCCUGAGCCUCAGUUUCUUCAUCUGUGAAAUGGGUGAAAUCACACCUAUCUUACAGGGUUAUGGUGGGGACCGAGGUACUUCAGGAUGUGAGAGUGCCUAGGAGGUGCUCCGUAGAUGAUCGUUAUCUUCUCCUUUGCCUUCCUUAGCGGAAGAAGAAAAAUGUCAACUGUUCAGUUACAAACUGCUGCCUGGGCCUUCCAUUCUCUGUAGAAUAUUCCAGACCAGGGCAUCAUCAGAGCUCUCCUGGGGAUUUUUGCCUCCCUGGAGAUAGAAUUCUUUUCAAAAGAGGUAGGGACUGAUAAGAGGAAGUGCCUUUCAUUAGAAUCUCGCAUUUUCCAGAGCUUCGUGUUUAUAGAAAAGCCUCUUAGGUGAUGCACUGUUAGCUUUCAGACUUUCCCAUCCUUCCUUUCUCCUGUGGCUUUGAAAAAGGCAAGGAGAAAUGUUUUGUAACGGAGUAGAUCAGUUCGUCUGGCCUCGGUUUCUUGAUCUUGGAAAUGAGAAUGGGAAAGCUUGUUUCCUUCCUACUUCUUAAGGAUGUUAUGAAGAUACGCUGCUCAAUAAUGCUAAGUUUUGAAUGAAAAUAACAUAUGAUGAGUUUAAGCUGCUGCUGUUCCCUGUACAGUUUAGAGAUUUUUUUUUUCCUUUCUAAUUUCAUCCUAAUCUCUUAAAUGUCAGGGACCUUCUAAGGGUGUAAAAUAUGUGUGCUAAACUUGAAAAUCUGACUUGAAUUUGCACUCUUCCAUGUUGCAUAUCCUGCUCUGAUGGGCACAACUUAAAGGGGAACUUCCCUCUCCAAUAACAGGACCUGGGACUCCCAAGAUGAGAAGUGUGUUACCUGCAGGGUUACCUUGCAGGUGUGGUUAGAGAAGGUCCACUUUCUUGGAUGAAGGAACUAAACUGAGGGAGUCACUAGAAGUGAGCCCUGUCCCCAGCUCAGAACACUGGGGAGGUCAGAGGCUGGCUGCAAUGUCUACCCGUCAGGGAUAGCUGUGACCUUCAGUUCUCUUGUUGGGCUGGGUCUUUCGCUGCGUGGAACCUCACAUUCUUAACCACUCUAACCAGUCUAAGUUAGUGUCAUUUCAGAACGGAUACUUGACAGGUUGUGUUUAAACUCACUGAACACUGAGCUAGUCUCUGGAUCCGACAGUCCACCCUGCAGAGGCGACCAUAUUUAAAAAGGGAAAAAGCAAAGAAACUAUUAGGAAAAAAAAAAAAAAUCCCUAGCUGGGAAUGCAGAGAAUGAUUUGCAAGAUCACUGAGAUGCUUCCUGUGACUUCCUCUUCUGCAUGCACACCUGAUGAUAGGGAAAUCUUCGAGGCAGGAUUUUUCCACUAGUAAAUGAGAGCUUCAGGGUUUUGGUGCCAAACAUUAUUAACCCUUGUCCAGCUGAGCUGUGAUUGUUGUCACUUAUAUCUGAGCCCUGUGUGCACAGAUAAUAUUGCUGGGUCAGUUAAGAGCUGAGGUACUGGGGGGUCUUCAAGCUUUAAGGAUUUUUAAAGAAUUAGGGCUUUUUUGCUUUUGUUUAAGAUGACCCAUCCCCAACUCCACCAGUACGUUGACAGCGGGUUACAGACUUUCUGUGGCAAAGUCCAACUUGUUACAUUGUGCUUUAAAAUAAAAUCUUAUCUGAAUGUAUUGUGAACUGGAGAGGAGAAGGUAUACUUACCAGAACCAGGAAGAUAAAUACUUCCAGGCCAUCGCAACUGACAUUCCUUUUCCUCAAAACCUGGUGGACAUUGGGAAAAGGGCUGUCAUAAUCCUGUGGCUUUGAUAUCAGCUCCCAUCCUCACAAGCACACACCAACCCUGUUACUGCAGCAGGAAAGCCCAUGAUGGAAAAUUUCCCUAACCCAGGCACUGAAACCUGGAAAAUCAUCCUUGCUGGGUAAAGUUUAUUAUGAUGCAACAUGUGCCAACUGGUAUUUCUCACCAUGGUCCUGGCCAGGAACUGCUGCAAAAAGAACGAAACAGAUCCCUCUGCAUUAUUUACAUUUUAAUAAUUGGUGUGGAGGCAAGGUUGGGAGAAAUUCAUUCUGAGGUUAUAAUAUGGAUUUUAUUAAGAUAAUGGAAUAAAGUUAUUUUUAAAUAA